AUGUGUGUAUGUUUGUGAGUGAGAGAGUGAGUAAAGCUUAGUGUGUGUGUUUUCUUUCUGCCAUAUAUAGGGGCAAACUUGCUUCGAGACGAGGUUGUGUGUUAUAUAGUCUGUGAUCUAUCUGCAAACCUCUCUUUCUUUCUAUCAUUCUUUCCUCUAUACCCUCGGGACUAUAAGGAGCUCUGCAUACUUGGCCUGCUUUAGCCAAAGUUGGAGGAAAAUUAUUGAGCACUUGAUAGAUUAUUUUGUCCUGUUGAUUUCGAAGAUCUGUUCAGUUGCUGGCAAACAUGGAAGGAAUGAAUGACGCUCAUGAUGACGGAGCCUUCAUGUUCACCUCAGAGUCUGUGGGAGAAGGGCAUCCAGAUAAAAUCUGUGACCAAAUCAGUGAUGCAGUUCUUGACGCACACUUGAACCAGGACCCGGAUGCCAAAGUGGCCUGUGAAACUGUUUGUAAGACUGGUAUGGUACUCCUCUGUGGUGAGAUCACAUCUCGGGCCAACGUUGACUACCAGAAGAUUGUGCGAGACACCAUUAAACACAUUGGUUACGACAACUCUGAAAAAGGUUUCGACUAUAAAACCUGCAAUGUGCUGGUGGCUCUCGAGCAGCAGUCUCCUGACAUAGCGCAGGGUGUCCACGUUGACAGACAUGAGGAAGAUAUUGGAGCUGGAGACCAGGGGCUCAUGUUUGGCUACGCCACUGACGAGACGGAGGAGUGCAUGCCACUCACCAUUGUCCUCGCUCACAAACUCAAUGCCAAAAUGGCUGAGCUGCGGCGGGAUGGCACCAUCCCAUGGCUCCGCCCAGACUCAAAAACUCAGGUCACUGUGCACUACAAGCAGGAGAAUGGUGCUGUGAUUCCUUUGCGUGUCCACACAGUGGUCGUCUCCGUCCAACAUGACGACAACAUUUCACUGGAGGAGCAAAAGCGUAUUCUGAAGGAGAAGGUUAUUAAAGCUGUGGUGCCAGCAAAAUAUAUAGACGAUAAGACUGUGUACCAUCUGCAGCCAAGUGGACGCUUUGUCAUUGGAGGGCCUCAGGGAGAUGCUGGUGUCACGGGUAGGAAGAUUAUUGUGGACACAUAUGGUGGAUGGGGGGCUCAUGGUGGUGGAGCAUUCUCUGGAAAGGACUACACCAAGGUGGACCGCUCUGCUGCCUAUGCUGCACGCUGGGUGGCUAAAUCUCUGGUGAAGGCCAAACUGUGCAGAAGAGUGUUGGUUCAGGUGUCUUACGCCAUUGGAGUCGCCUACCCUCUCUCAAUCUCCCUUUUCACCUACGGCUCAUCGGAAAAAACAGAGAAGGAGUUGCUACAGAUUGUCAACAAGAACUUUGACCUCCGACCAGGUGUCAUUGUUAGGGACCUGAACCUGAAGAGACCGAUCUACCAGAGCACCGCCUGCUACGGUCAUUUUGGCCGAUCAGAGUUCCCCUGGGAGAUGGCCAAGAGUCUCAAGGUUUAAACCGAGAGGAGUCUUACCUUCAGUCAUUCAGUCGCUCUUUCCUCCAGCGCUCCUCUCUCAGCUGAUUUUGGUUCUCUUCCCGCAUAUGCUACAUUUAAGAUUAGACGAAUAUAUACUGUAAAUGUCAAGAUUGAUAAAUCCGGUCUUUUAUUAAGAAGUCUAUCGUGAAAGGAUCCCUCACAACUGUUUCAGCACUCAUGACAAUCUAUCAUUCCUUAAAGCUAAAGUGCGUCCUAUACCAGCUUAGAAUAUAGAGAAAACCUUAAGUAAUAAAUUCAUAGUUUGAUUACCUUAAAAAGCUAAGUACUGUGACUCUGGUGCUAUCAAAACAUUACUCUGUCAGCAGCAACUGGCGCGAGUUUUGGGCGGGAAUAUCUGUUUGUUUUUUUCCGAUCAACGGAGGAGAGCUCGGGAAAACUGCAGUGCAAUUGUGUUUGGUAAUUAUUCAGUUUUUACUACAUUGUAAUUUCUUUUUCAUGAGCCAAAUUAAUUAUUUAGUCCGUUUUUCAUUGUGGCUGUAACCAGUUACAGCUAGCAGCGUGUUGCGAAGAAUUAUAAGCAUAUUGUGGACCAUUGGGAGCUUUAGGUUUUAUAAGUUAUACAAUCUGAUAAACAUAUUCCUUGCAUCAUAUAUUUACAGUCUUAAAAGGGUCUAAUUUGUGUGCCUUUUUCUCGCAUCAUGAGAACAUUUGCUUUUUAUGCUUCAUUUUUUUUUACUGCAUUAUCUCAUUAAUGUUUGAUAAUGGCAGAGGGAUAUUAUGAGAAUAUUGUUGUUUACAUGUACAGAUCCUGUGCUGGUCUUACAUCAAUUGUCACCCCUGGAGUGUGAGCAUAUAUGUGUGUGUGUGUGUAUGUAUCACUUAUGAAAAAAGCCAGAUUAUGUUGCACACUUGAGAUGUGUGUGAAAGCCACUCAUUUGUUUUCUUUAGACUUCUGGGAGUUCAACCGAGGUAGACUAUUAACCCCUAAAACACUAUAAAUCACCUUCUUACUGUUCUUUCAGAUUUUCAACUUUUGUUUUAAAGAUUGAAUUAAGAAUUUGACAUGUAAAUAAUUGUGAAUAAUUAAAGUGUGGAAAAUUCUUCAUAUA
Molecule: messenger RNA, 2550 nt
Organism: Onychostoma macrolepis
Lineage: Eukaryota; Metazoa; Chordata; Actinopteri; Cypriniformes; Cyprinidae
Gene: mat1a
Product: methionine adenosyltransferase 1A
Exons: 9
Coding region: 288-1460 (390 amino acids)
Biological process (GO): S-adenosylmethionine biosynthetic process
Cellular component (GO): cytosol
Molecular function (GO): methionine adenosyltransferase activity; ATP binding
Source: RefSeq, a predicted model, not a curated record